Molecule: messenger RNA, 366 nt
Organism: Caenorhabditis elegans
Lineage: Eukaryota; Metazoa; Nematoda; Chromadorea; Rhabditida; Rhabditidae
Gene: T04C12.1
Product: LITAF domain-containing protein
Exons: 2
Coding region: 10-312 (100 amino acids)
Source: RefSeq, marked reviewed
UUUUCAGCAAUGUCUGAAAGUCCAACUGCAAUUGUCAUGCCUCCACCAUAUAUGGACCCGGCAAACUCACAAGCCAAGAAACAACGACAGAGUUUUCGUCAGGAAUCCAUCCGAAAACUGAAAGUUUGUGAGCAUUGCGGUGCUCUACCACAUGCUCAGAUCAGGAACUUGCCGGAAGAACAAGUGUUCACAUGGCCAGCUGCUCGUCCUAUCAAUUCAAUUCAACAAGACUCUCGCCAAUUCAUCGGAUAUGUCAUUAUCAUUGCUCUUGUCAUUUUUGCACUUUUUGCUGCUUGCAAGUAUCUACCUUAAUCUCUGAUUCAACUCAAACCCUAUAGAAUGAAAAUUUUCUAAUACAAAUAUCAA